GGCGCCAUCUUAGGGGCGACGGGAGCCGCCCGGGCCCAAGCGGCCUUCCGCUCUGCGCGCCAUGGGGUCGCGGGAGCCCUGCCGGCGGCUGGAGGCGGUGCUCGGCGCCCUCUACGACCUGGGUGAGGAGCCCGGCGUCCGGGGCGCGGCGGAGGACGGCGAGGCGAGCGAGGCGGAGGAGGAGGAGGAGGAGGAGGAGGAGGAGAGCCGGGACGCGCAGCCGGCAGCCCGGAGCGAUGCCGGCGGGGCGGAGGGAGGGCGGCGCAGCGCCCGCGGUUUCUUUGGGGGACUGCGGGAGGAGAUGCGCCGCACCGCCCCGCCGCCGGCCCCCGCCGUGCCGCCCCCCGCCCAGGUGGAGGUGGUGGUGUUCCGCGCGAGGAAGAGGAAGGCGAGGCCCGCCCCCCCCCCGGCGGCGCCCGGCAGCGGCACCCAGACCAAAACAGUGGCUGAAAAGAAAAAUGUGAACAAGCAAGAAUUUAACUUUGAAAAAGCCCGUUUGGAAGUGCACAGGUUUGGAAUCACUGGCUAUGAGAAGCAGGAGCAGCGUAUAUGGGAACGGGAACGUGCAAUCAUGCUGGGAGCCAAGCCUCCCAAAAAGGAACACAUCAACUACAAGAUACAUAAGGAGAAGAUGAAGGUGAAAAAAACAACAAAGGAUGAUGAUAAGCGACAGGAACAGAAAGGUGAUUCUCUGAAGAAGAGGAAAGACUUGAAGGAGAGAAAGGCCAAAAGGAAGAAAUCAGUGCCUAGCAUCUGGCCUGCAGGACAAGUUGGAAAAUUCAGAGAUGGUACCUUGAUUCUACAAAGCGGUGACAUAAAGAAAAUUAAAUCAACUAAAGUUAUCAAAUGAACUUACGAUGCUGAAUGAAAUGGACAAAAAGAAUUAAGACAGAACUCUCACUGCCACCAGAAGAGCAGAAGAGACUUACAUACCCCCUUGCCCUGCCACCAUGUCUUAAUUUCUUUACUUUCUUUUUUGUUGCAGGGCUUUCUGUCUCCUAUUUGUUCUUGGGAGAAUAUGACAAUUUACCAUUUUAUAAAUAAAAGUAGGACUUUUUAAUAAUUAAGAAGGUUACACGGGCUGUUUUUAUUAGUAAAUAUGUUCUAAAGAAAGCAUUUUACUGUCUGGAAUUAGCUUAUUGGUGCUAAGUGAAAAAUUUAAUCCAUCCGUUAGUGAAUUAUGUAUUAGAAUUAAAUUGUAUAGCUCUUUGACUUCAUCUGGAAGAAUUAUGGCAAAAGCAAUACCUUAUUUGCUCUGAACUUGAGGUAGGUGUUCUUAAAGACAUAUCAGACAUU
This is a messenger RNA of Numida meleagris (helmeted guineafowl), 1296 nucleotides long. It is a transcript of the gene FSAF1, whose product is annotated as chromosome 3 C1orf131 homolog. Bases 62 to 850 code for a protein of 262 amino acids. The record is from RefSeq and is a predicted model, not a curated record. Lineage: Eukaryota; Metazoa; Chordata; Aves; Galliformes; Numididae. The transcript has 7 exons.